This is a messenger RNA of Plasmodium yoelii, 708 nucleotides long. RefSeq names its product conserved protein, unknown function. The record is from RefSeq and is a predicted model, not a curated record. Lineage: Eukaryota; Apicomplexa; Aconoidasida; Haemosporida; Plasmodiidae. The transcript has 9 exons. Bases 1 to 708 code for a protein of 235 amino acids.
AUGGCAUAUACUAUGAAAGGAAUAUUUUUUUACAUUUGUCUAUUAUUCAUGAUAACUAGGAAUACGGUCUUGAAUUUCAAUUUUAACACCGAACUAUCUAAAAAAAAUUAUUUGAUCUUGAAAAAGUCAUAUAUUGAUUGUCGAAAUUAUAAUGUUAUAAAUAAAGACAAGAUAACAAUUGAUGAAAACCAUGGUGAAAAGCUAUGUGACGAAGACCAAUUUUGCAACUACUUUUUGAUUAAUUCGUUGAAAAAAGAACUCCGAUUAUGUUAUGAUAAGAAGUUUAUUAUAAAGCGCCCUAUCGUCAAUGAAUCAUGGGCAACCGGCAUAAAAGAAAAGGUCCUUAAUAAAUAUGCCCCCUCCGUCGUUAAUACACAAGGAAUAUGUAGUCAUAGUGUUGACAAGUUUUUUUUUGAUACGUUAAACGAGGCUAUAAAAAAAGGGAAGGAACAAAUGCAUAAUUAUAUGAUAUUAAAUUUUCAAGCAAAUGAAAAAGGAAUAAAACUCGAAGCAUACUUUUGUGAAACUAUCGAUUAUUUUGUUGACAGAGAAGGUUAUUCAGUUUUUGAUUUUAAAAAAAUAGAUAGUCCACAUCAAUCAUGUUUAAGAACAAAAAAAUGUGGGAUGAGAGGAUCGAUACAACCAGAUGACAGUAAAUACGAAGAAAAUAUAAAUCCAGGUGACGUUGUUGAAGCUACGAAAUUUUAA